Molecule: messenger RNA, 957 nt
Organism: Prunus dulcis (almond)
Lineage: Eukaryota; Viridiplantae; Streptophyta; Magnoliopsida; Rosales; Rosaceae
Product: cyclin-U4-1-like
Exons: 2
Coding region: 115-723 (202 amino acids)
Biological process (GO): regulation of cyclin-dependent protein serine/threonine kinase activity
Molecular function (GO): protein kinase binding
Source: RefSeq, a predicted model, not a curated record
UAAGUUACUAAUUCCUAACACCAAUCUUAUAUAUAGACAACAUAAGCACUAAGCACCAACAAAAAAAUUCAAAACACUUGAGAACCAAACCAGAACUUGCUCUCAUCAUCAUCAAUGGCAGAGCUAGAGAACCCAAUAGUGAUGACCAAGAUCAUCACAUUCCUCUCAUCUCUGGUUCAAAGGGUGGCUGAAUCAAAUGACAUCAAUCCAUUCCAAACCCAGAGAAUCUCAGUCUUCCAUGGCCUAACCAGGCCCACCAUAUCAAUACAGAGCUAUUUGGAGAGGAUUUUCAAGUAUGCCAAUUGUAGCCCAUCUUGCUUAAUUGUUGCAUAUGUUUAUCUGGAUCGGUUUUCUCAGAGGCAACCAGCUCUGCCCAUCAAUUCAUACAACGUUCACCGGUUGCUGAUUACUAGUGUCAUGGUGGCUGCAAAGUUCAUGGAUGACAUGUACUACAACAAUGCUUAUUAUGCAAAAGUUGGAGGGAUCAGCACAAUAGAGAUGAAUUUUCUUGAAGUGGAUUUCCUAUUUGGUUUGAGCUUCAACUUAAAUGUGACCCCUUCAACCUUCACCACCUACUGCUCCUACCUCCAAAGAGAAAUGCUCCUCUUGCAGCCUCCUCUAGAUUCUGCAGAUUCUUCUCUUAGUUUAGGCAAAUCACUAAAGCUCCAUUUGUGCUUUGAUGAGGAGGAAGCCUCCCAUCAGCCACAGCAGCUAGCUGUUUGAUUAAAGCUUCAAAGGGUUGUUGCCUUAAAGAAAAAAAAAAAGAAAAAAGAAAAAAAAAAAGGUAGUUGUUGAGGUAGUGAUUUUUGUACUUUGCCCAUAUUUUUUGGGCUGGCAAUAUGAACAUUAGAUAUUUCUGUCCUUUCUUUUUUUCUUUUUUCUUUUUUGGAUUUUGUAAUUGAAGUUAUUUGGCAUGUUAUGUACAGAUGGGUCUUGAAUUUCCAGUCUGGAAGAAAA